AUGUUCACCAAAAGGCAAGGUGAUUUCAACAGCGAGUCUGAUACAGAUAACGAAGCCAAGGAUCCUUCCAUCAAGAAAAGAAAGUCUGAAGGCAGUUUGGAUAACUCAAAGGGUUCUAACCUCGAAAUCCCAUUAUCAGUAAAAGCAGUCAUCAGGAAGAUUGAGCAAGCGAAGCUCCUUCGGGCCAAAGAGGGGAUGUGGAAUUUCCAGGAGAUGUUGAGAGCUUCUGACACAAGCUCCAUGACCCUGGGCCACCACAUCUGCCAUUUUCCUGGAGGCCGGAAACACUUCUAUCCACCCAUGAUUGGCCUGGACAAAGUGCUCUUGAGAGCCUCUCGAGAUAUUCUUACACGGCUGAUUCAAAUAAUGAACAAAGUGGAGCUGAUAAUGACUCGUUACACAAUUGACAGCUCAUCCCCUGGGAGGAAGGGCUCCUUCACAGCAAACCAGAGAAAGAAGAGAAAGAUUUUCUUAGAGAAGAUAGCUGAAUAUAUUAAUACGAUUGAUAUGAGAGAAAGGAUCCUCAUCAAACUGUUGUCCUGGCUGGAAGAAUGGAAUUUCAUUCUGUCUGAGGUGGCCGAGAUUGAUAUUGAGGAUUACUACCACUGGGUCGCAGAAAUGGAAAUCAUGCCGGAAACACUAAAAAACAUCGAUGGCAAUGUCAACACUCUGUGUCAAAUCACUGUGUCACUUUUUGAAGAAAGGAAGAGACAAAAGAAAAAAUUAUUGACUCGCGGCACUCUCUGGAAAGCUUGGAAGGAACGCGUUGUAAAGCGACCCGCCACAGCCCAUGCUUUAAGACCAGAUCAGAUGAUCUGCGACCAAUUUGCAUUAAACACUAAAGUUUCAGAAAUUCAAGACAUGUUACAGGAACUCAUCAGCAAAGGCAUGUUCAGCAAACUGGAAAACAACGCCAUCAAAUACAUCUCAGCAACAAUGCUGAAUCUCUCCAAAGCCUUGAGUACAGUCAACGAGGAGCUGAAGCUCUUACUCUCCCAAGUUACCAACCUGGUUGGGGAUGAAGAAAAGGAAGAAGAGGAAGAAGAAGAAAAAGAAAUCCCACGGAAGGCCUUCCAAGAGCUCUGUGAAGAAAAUGAAAUGCUUCAUCAGAGACUUAAAGAGAGUGAGGAAAAGAGCGAGCAACUUAUUCGAAUCAAAAAUUUCCUAGGACGUCAACUAUUGUUCCCCUCUGUAUCCUUUAGAACGUUGGUUGCGAAAAUACCCACAGGCAAAGAUAUGGAGCCAGAGGAGAUUGACAGCCUUUUAAACAAAGAGCUUGAAAAUAUUAUAGAUGAGUCCCAGAAGAAAGGGGUCAGAGUCCCCGCAACAAAGUGGGACUCGACUAUGGCAUACGUAGCCCAAGGUGAAGCGGCUCCAGCUGAAGGUCAGGUUGAUUACACCCAGAAAAAGCCGUACUUCCCAGCUCCACAAUCAGUCGAGUCCUUGGCUGCAAAUCUAGAGGAGGAAAGGAUAGUCUUGGAUAUUGAGACUAGUGAAUUUGAUCUACAAACACUGGACAUGAUGCAAAAAGACGAGAAAUCCUUUUUAGAAGGCAAACUGAAGAGCCAAGGAGUCCAGAGUGGAACAGGUAGCAUGUGGGAUCGGCUCAAGGUCAGAUCACAAUACACAGUUGGAAAAAGCCCAGUACCAUCAGAGGCUAAAAUAGAACCCACUGUUAGGCCAAAGGAAAAAGAAGUAGAACUGCCCAAGACCAUCCAGCCGGAACCCCCCGAGCUGCAUAAACCAGAAACCAAAGAGAAAAAGCCUGUGCCGGGGAAGACUGAAGACACGCCGAGCUCCACAAAAGUACAUGGUAAAUUACAGUCCAGGACCCCUAAACAGACGACAAUAAGCCCCGAAGGCAGGGGUAAUCUAGAAUCAUUUCAAAGAGCCAUAUUGGCUUUCCUAAGAGAGAAAAUGAAUAAUGUAGGAAAGGCUUUUGAUCCAAAGAGUAUACAGGAAGAGGAGGACGCAUUAGGAAAAGCAGAAGUUGAAAAAUUAAACACCAUAAAGUUAAAAAUGGAGGAAUACAUCCAAAAAGUGACUGAAACUGUGACUAAAACCUUGAGGACAUACAAAGAUGUGAGAAAGAAACAAUUUAGAGAUAUAGUCAUCAAACAAAAGUUAGCCCUCACUACACCACAGCAGCUUCCUAAGCAGAUAUCCAUGGGUUCCAAGGCUGAAAUCAGAAACGUUCUCUUAAGUGAGAUGACAGACCCCGUGAUUAGGAAAUUCGUUCAAACACUCUUGGAUGAGCUAGAGGGAGAACGGGAGGGCACAACAGCGGGCAGAAGGAUGGAGGAAAAGCAAGAGCAACAAAAGCAGGAAGAGGAGGCCUGGAAAGAAGAGCAAAGACUUCAAAGGGAGAGCAAGCAAAAGCAGAGAGGAAGGGAGAGAGCAGAGCAGCUGGAGGAGUGGAGACAAACAACAGAAGGGUCAGAGCAGGAGACCGACAAGGAGAAGCCGAAGGCCGUGAGAGAUGCAGAAGACAGCCAGCGGCCUAAAGGGAGCAAGUGGAAACAGCUAACAAAGACUGAAUUCCAGGCUAAAGAGUUGUCAAAGAUGUUCACCCAGAGUGCAGUGGUGCUAACACCCAGGUGGAUGAAAGUCCUGAAACCCCUGACGAGUCAAGUGCAGUUAUUCCAAGCGGAUCCUGACGCAGUGGAGCACCCCAAGGAGAAGCAGCCCUCCUCUUCCAGGACCCUCCUUGACUUUGCACGGCCCCUCCCAAGGCCUAUCCCUGAGUUGGCCCAGAUAGCUUCAGUUUCAAUGCCACAGGCUCCGAGUGGUUCUCCUAGUCAUGAACUCACGGAAAAAGCACAUAGCGCUUCUCCCACAGCAGGACAGGAACAAGCACUAGGGUCUCAGCUGACCGUUCCUGGCAUCCUGGAGCAGACAUCCACUCCAGAGCAAAUGCAAACCCCCCAAACAACUGCUGAACAAGUACAGAUAUCUGGGGCCACAGUUACCCAAAGAACAGUUCUACCCCUCCAGCAGAUCCAAGCAAAAGACAUUACCCUCACCUCUCCGGAGGUCCUGGAUCAGGGGAUCACUCUCACUCCUGAGCAGGCCCAGGCCCUGGGCAUCACUCUUACCCCUGAGCAAGCCAAGGCCCAGAGGAUUCACCUGACCCCUCAACAGGCCCAGACCCUAGGGAUCACCCUCACUCCUGAGCAGACCAAGGCCCAGAAGAUCAGCCUGACCCCUCAACAGGCCCAGACCCUAGGGAUCACCCUCACCCCUUGGCAGGCCCAGGGCCUGGGGCUUAUUCUCACUCCUGAGCAGACAAAGGCACAGAGGGCCCAAGCCCUGGGGAUUGCUCUCACCCCUCAGCAGGUCAAGGUUCAGGGGAUCAGUCUGACCCCUCAGCAAGGCCUGGCUCUAGGGAUGACUCUCACCCCUGAGCAGGCCCAAACACAGGGAAUUAUUCUCACCCCUGAGCAGGCCCAGGCCCUUGGGCUAACUCUCACCCCUGAACAGGCCCAGGCCCUGGGAAUUACUCUCACUGUUGAGCAGGCCAGGGCCCAGAGAAUCAGUCUAACCCCUGAGCAGGCCCAGGCCCUAGGAAUCACUCUCUCCCCUGAGCAGGCCCAGUUCCUGGGGCUUACACUUACCCCUCAGCAGGCCCAGAUAAACAAGAUCUGUCUUACCCCUCAGCAGGCCCAAGCUCUGGGCAUUACUCUUACACCUGAGCAAGCCAACACAUUAACGAUCAGUCUGACACCUAAGCAGGCCCAGGCUCUAGGGAUUACUCUCACUGUUGAGCAGGCCAGGGCCCAGAGAAUCAGUCUAACUCCUGAGCAGGCCCAGGCCCUAGGAAUCACUCUUUCGCCUGAGCAGGCCCAGGCCCUGGGGAUAACUGAAGCCUUGGGAGACACUUUUAAGGAGCAAAGGGUCAGCCUGACUCCUGAGCAGACCCAGGCUCUGGGAAUUACUCCCACUCCCAAACAAGGCCCACCACAGGAGAUUAGCCUCAGUCCCGAGGAUGCCCAGGCUCUGGGGCUCACACUUACCCCUCAGCAGGCCCAGAUAAACAAGAUCUAUCUUACCCCUCAGCAGACCCAAGCUCUGGGCAUCACUCUUACACCUGAGCAAGCCAACACAUUGACGAUCAGUCUGACCCCUCAGCAGGCCCAGGCUCUAGGGAUUACUCUCACUGUUGAGCAGGCCAGGGCCCAGAGGAUCAGUCUAACUCCUGAGCAGGCCCAGUUCCUGGGGCUUACACUUACCCCUCAGCAGGCCCAGAUAAACAAGAUCUGUCUUACCCCUCAGCAGGCCCAAGCUCUGGGCAUUACUCUUACACCUGAGCAAGCCAACACAUUAACGAUCAGUCUGACACCUAAGCAGGCCCAGGCUCUAGGGAUUACUCUCACUGUUGAGCAGGCCAGGGCCCAGAGAAUCAGUCUAACUCCUGAGCAGGCCCAGGCCCUAGGAAUCACUCUCUCGCCUGAGCAGGCCCAGGCUCUGGGGCUCACACUUACCCCUCAGCAGGCCCAGAUAAACAAGAUCUAUCUUACCCCUCAGCAGGCCCAAGCUCUGGGCAUCACUCUUACACCUGAGCAAGCCAACACAUUGACGAUCAGUCUGACCCCUCAGCAGGUCCAGGCCUUGGGGAUUACUCUCACUGUUGAGCAGGCCAGGGCCCAGAGGAUCAGUCUAACUCCUGAGCAGGCUCAGGCCCUAGGAAUCACUCUCUUGCCUGAGCAGACUCACACCUUGGGGAUCUCUCUCAGUCCACAGCAGGCCCAGGACCUGGGAAUCACUCUAACCCCUAGGCAAGCCAAGGUACAGAAGAUAUGUCUGACCCCUGAGCAGGCCCAGGCCCUGGGAAUCACUUUCACCCCUGAGCAGGCCAGAGAUCGGAGAAGCAGUCUCACCCCUGAGCAGGCCCGGGCCCUGGGGCUCAUUCUCUCCCCUGUGCAGGCCAGGGCCCAGAGAAUCACUCUUUCUCCUGAGCAGGCUGAAGCCCUGGGGAUCACUCUUUCUCCUGAGCAGGCUGAAGCCCUGGGGAUCAGUUUCACUUCUUCAGGGUUACAGAAACAGGGCACUCUUCCUCCAAAGAAAUUCCGGGGUUUGGAUGCUCCGUUAACCCCUAAACAGGCAGCAACAUUGAGGGGCCGUCCUACUACAGAGCAGAUUCAACCCCUAAAAAUUCCUAUUAUUCCGGAGUCUAUCCGGAGACCAAAACCAGCUGUGGCUUCUAAACAGACCCAGACAGUUGGAAUCCCACUACACACUCAAUGGUCCCAGCAAUUUGGAGUUCCACUUCCACAGAGGCAGGGCAAGGCAUUGGGAAUCACCCUCAUACCAGGGCAGCCCCAAGCAUUUGAGCAAGUACAGGCGUUGCAACCUCCCCGUACACCCUGGCAGUCCCCGUUGCUGGGCCAACUUGGUCCAGGAGAGACACAAACACUAAUGUUCACCAUCACGCUUGACAGAGCCCAGGAUUUGGGUGUCAUUUUUACGCAGGAGCAAACUCAGGCAGCGGCUGUCACCCUUACCUCUGAGCAGGUGGCAGCAUUAGAAGAUGCGCUCACUGAAGAACUGGCCUGGAAAUGGGGGGGGUUAAUCAUGCCAGAAAAGGCUCAAGGGGCAGCAAACAUCAUGACUCCUGAGCAAGUACAAGCACCAGGAAUCGCUGGAAGGUUGACACCACCUCCCACAGCUGGGGUCCUCCCCACCUCUGGAAAGUUUCCUGGAGGCUCUGCUGUCUACAAGGACCUCCUACUAUCCAGACUCUCUCCCUAUCAGCCUCCAGCCAUCGGCGAACAAAUUCCCUACAUGCAAGGACAGCAAAUGGUCACUGCUGAGCUCUCAAUCUCUGGAGGGCCUCAGAGAAUUUCUCCCUCUUCAGUCCCUCAGAAAUGGUCAGGAGCUGUUCCCCCUCCAAAACCUUUCCCUACAGAGAAGAUCCGAAUAGCAAAGGUUCCUGGCACUUCAGAAGAAACUGGGAUACUCCAAGAUUCUUUCGACAUGAAACCACUUGGAAUGUUCCAGCCUUAUGUCACCGGUUCUGGGAUACCAGAAUCGAAGCUCCCGCACGUUGGUCUAGAGAAGUCUACUGUGUCACCAACGUCUCUCAGCACUCAACUCUCCCAAACAUCACAGGCCUUACCUUCUGCAAGGGGCCAGAGACCAUGGCUCCCCGCUAUAGACAAGCCCUGGAUACUAACCCCAGCUUCUGACACCAGGAAAGCCAAGGCCAUGGGGUUCCCUCUCCCUGCCCAGCUCCCUGAAGACAGAUACUUCGUUGAUGUGGAGGCUCAAAGGAAGAACCUGGUUAUAUUAAAUGAGGCUGCACAAACUUCUGGAUUCCCUCCCCAGUACCACACAAUUGCCAGGAAUCUCAUAAUAGAACUGCUUCAUAUGAAUACAGUUAGGCUGGGGUAUCUGUGCCGCAAGUAUGUUGCCUAUAGGCUGAUCCAGCUGGCCAGAAACAACAUAACCAAACGAUUAAAAGCCAUCCAAAAUACUGGGAAAGGAUAUGAGGCUCAGAACCUGUACAUCAUGCUGGACAGAAUUGAUCAAUACCAGAAGAGGGUGAUGCGGUUCUGGACAGACAAGCAGAAGGAACUAGAACAGAGGCGGAAGCAGUGCCUGUGGUCCAUGAUGCAGGUAUUCAGCCAGAUCGAAAAGGUGUUUAAACUAAAUCUUAGCCAGCCUGUGCCCUUGGUCUCUGGCUUUAAGCAGAUACCCGAUUUUACCAAAACUCAAAGUCCAGUCUUGGAGUUAUUCACUGAAGACAACAAAAAGCCCGACAUUUUCAAGACCUUUGGGUAUGUACAGACUCAGGUGGAGUCCAUCUGGAAUGCUGACCUGUCCACUUCAAGCUAUCCGAUAAUGGAGAAGACAUCUUUGAAUACGCUCUGGACACAGCUGGGAGGGUACCCGGAUAUUCCCCGGCUGCUGCAGUUAGAUAUUCAAUGGACCUUCAGAAAAGCUCUUGCUUCCCUUCGGUCACAGUGA
Molecule: messenger RNA, 6966 nt
Organism: Alexandromys fortis (reed vole)
Lineage: Eukaryota; Metazoa; Chordata; Mammalia; Rodentia; Cricetidae
Gene: Fam186a
Product: family with sequence similarity 186 member A
Exons: 15
Coding region: 1-6966 (2321 amino acids)
Source: RefSeq, a predicted model, not a curated record